Messenger RNA from Pseudo-nitzschia multistriata, 6527 nucleotides. The record is from the annotation of a GenBank genome assembly. Lineage: Eukaryota; Bacillariophyta; Bacillariophyceae; Bacillariales; Bacillariaceae.
AGGCUUGACCUACCGGUAUCAAAACCUACAACCACCAUCCUCAAUCCAGACAUCCAAACGGCGCACCAUGCCGUCUCUGCUCCAUUAAUCAGUACCAGGCUUCGGUAUCGGCCCUUCGAUAAGUGUCGCCAUCGCUAUGUCCGCUGUGCCAGAAGAAAGAGAGGCAACCCCUCUGCACAUCAAGACAGUGCGAAACUACGAUACGAGUCCCAAUGACACGAACCGCCACCACGACUGCGGCCACUAUGAAAUCCUACAAAAAUUGAUCACGUCGUCGCCGGCUGGUGGCUACGAAACUGAGUCGGCGGAAAUCGAAUCCUGUCUCGAACAAUUCGUGGGCCGCGAUGGCUUGGUCCUGUGGCGCCGAGUGGUGGUCCGAAGCGGACCCUCGUGUCCGAAGCAGAUCGUCCACGCAUCCUAUAUGCUACCGCAGGAUUCCUCCUACGCCCCCCCGUUCCCCGACGGAACUGCAGCAACUACGGACGGAGUUUCUCGUCCAUCUUUGCUCUGCUGGACCGCCUUUCCCGACCGCCCCGACCGUCCGCUGCUUUGUGUUCUAGCCAAUCCGACAUUGCUGUGCAUCUGGGAUGUGUAUCCGUCGAAUCCAGAAACCGAAAAGGAAGAGCAAUCACAAGCCAAUCCUAGCCAGACCGAAGAUUUGGAGGGCGGGGAAGGUCAGAACAUUCCCCUGCCCUUUGAGGCGUGUGUCAUUUAUGGUGUAGGAAACGKGGAGCAUGGAUUGCUUUUGCAACGCUGCGAGUCCACUGAAGACAUUAUCGCUUACCACAACUACCAGCAAAGCAUCAAUAUCGCCGACAGCAUGAAUGAUCUAGAAGACCAAAACAACGACGACGACGGAUUUAUUCUCAAGGCUCCUCCUAGACCAAAGAGACUGAGGGAUUCUACUGGUGGAGGAAGCACGGCAAUGGCCAGUCUGAACGUUUCUACGGCCAGCACUCCCACGAUGAUGGGCGGAGUCGGGGAAGGCGCGGCUCCGAAUGCUUCGUUGUCGUCGCCAUUGAUGAUACCCAGCCUCUUUUCUCUACACCACCCGCAGGGCGACAUAUUGCCCGUAUCCACGUCUACUGCUGCUGCUGCUGCUGUUGCUACCAAGGGCGAUUUGCCACGACCUCAAACGUCGGCAUUUGUCGCUACGACGGACGUCUUUGAAAAAAUUCUUUUCACGGGUGUCGUAAAGUGGGUCGACGAGGCCGAAUGCGCAACGGCUCGCCGUGACUUUCGGCAAAAGUCGCUACCCAUAUGCGUCACCUAUCACAGCCAGUUGCGCCGGCACGCUGUUUGGGAGAUUCAGCACCCCCCGCCGCCUCCCCAGCAAGCCCCGCUCUGGCAGAUGAGCCAGCAGUGGCGAUCCAAGAACGCGCGGGAUAGCCACCUGGGUGUGCUCCAGCAAGAUCUCGAAGACUUUGAGCUUGCGGACGACCCUGUUGAUUCUUCCCACCACAGCGAUAUCCCGUCUCGAAACGAUGCAUUAGCAGAUGCACUGGGUAUCGUUCGAAGAAAUACACCCCGAAGCAAUGCCGGUACUGCCGCUAUUUCUAACGCAACACGCUCCUAUCGUGCUUCAUCCGGCAGUGCCGGCAUGUCGUCGAACCGGAGCGGCAAAGCCAAAACCCCAAUGAAUUCUUCGCUUCUCUCGCCGCUGUCGAGAUCGCACACACCGACUGCCAACGGCAGUCAUGUACUGGAUGGAUUUCGCGACGGCUUGACGAAUGCUGGGUUUGCUUCAGAUUCGACGACGAGGGCAUCUUUCACAAGGAUGGGACCGUUUGCGAGUCUGCAUCCAAAGGCAAAUUUAAACUGCAUCUAUGUCGACUCAAACUCUAUGCCACCCGCGGAAAACAUAUUUUUGGCUUCCAAUACUAGUGGUUCUGGCACCCUGAGCUUAUGUCUCGUUUGCCCUUCCAGUCGGGGAGGGGUUGGUCCCUCGGUCGACAAUACAAAAGAAUUGACUGUUUAUUCUCUUGCGCCUGUAGUUGAAAAAGGACGGAAUUUUGCAGUUCAACCUGAGGGCUCAGUGCCCUGCGUUGCGGCACAACCUAUCGAAGCUUCCCCAAUCCCCAGAAACUACGCACCCCAUCGAAGGAAUAAAUACAAGACACUGACAGAAAUGGCAACCGACAUACUUCUUCUCAGGAACCAUGCUCCAAACGAAAGCACACUGUCACUCUAUAGAAACACGCAGCACAUAGUAGAUUGCACGAUAACCAUACCACAGUCUCCUGAACUACCGGUUGAGAUGACCGAUCUAAAACACAGCUUCCGGAAUGUCAUCGAUGUUGUUUAUUGGGAUUCAAAGACGAUGCAACACCAGAGCAUAAGGGGUCGCCUUUCCUUGCUCCUUAAUUCGGACUCUAUCGGCGAGGCGCUAAUCCAAACGGUCGAAGCUGCUUUCCAGACCUCCAUGACCCUCGAUGUAAUUGCAUUAAAAAUACGAGCAGACUGCAUUAGAUUGGAACAGGCAACUAGUGGGGUAGGGGCCGAGAUUGCAAAGCUUGUCAUCCUUUCGCUUUUCCGCUUUGACAUUUUGGGAAUAGAUGUCAAUGCGAUGGAAAUGGAUCCAUGCGUAAAAGAAGCGACGACGAUAGACCAGACGCAAUGGGAAAUUCUUUUAGAAUAUGGUAAUGGAGAACCAUUUUCCGUCGAGUACGAAGAGAUAUUUGACGAAUCACCAGUGGCGGAUGGCGCCGACUGGAUUUCUGAGAGAGUGAAAAAAGGGACAAGCUUUGUCGAUCUAUGCAAAAUAUGCUCGCUGUCCACACAGCAUUUGGUGUCGUCUGGAUUGAUAAUUGGCACAACAGUUUUCGAUUCUUUGCACCUCUUUUAUGAGGAACUAAAGCUUCACAAUUCCAAGCAAGAGGAAGCACUGAGCUACAUAGGAUCGAUCCUUUGUGAUAUCUGUUCCAUGGCUUCGUGCAACACAAUGCAGCCCAGAGAUGUAACAGAAUCAUAUCUUUCCUAUUACUCGCUGGACUUAGAAGACCACUACCAAUAUUCUAUAGCAGGAGAUAUUAGAAGCGAUUCAGGAGUGAAGAAGGCAUCAACAAGGCUGGAACAAUUCAAGCUCUCUUCGUUUUCUUCACCUCCAUCUAUUUUGUCCUGGAUAGAAGAAGUUAUUUGUGGAAACAUGGCGAGUUCGCAAUAUGAAGCAUUUGAACGCGCAGACUUAAACACUACUUGCAGAAGAAUUCAAUCUUUUCUACUCAUCUUUCCGAAGCUAUUCGAGAAAGAUGACUCGAGUGGAGAGGAUGCUAGAAUCAACGGGGAGUCAAAAGAUUUCGAAGUUGUGAAACUCUUACUCGAAGAAGGCUUCUCUGAUCCUGAUGCGUUGCGGGACGAGUUGCCAGUGGGUGUGGCACUUCCUCUUCUUGAACUACUCCAUCGAUGCCGUACGUCACAAAUUGCCUAUAAUAGUGUAAUGGAUCCCUCAGUAUGGUUGUUGAUCGGAAGAGAAGACAUCAGCAUGAAAAAAUCAGAUUCUCAACAGAAUCAAUCACAUGAAUCGAAACCUCCUGCUCCUUUGAAUGGCCUAAAUUCGUCUCCGUCACUCGAGGAGUUUGGAAACAACGACAAAGAUGGCAUCACUCAAUUAGAAUCGGCGUCAUCCAUGUUAUUUCCUGAUGACAAUCGAAUUAGAGAAGUUGGCCGUUUGCUCCGGUCUUCCAAGCCAGCAUAUCUUCAUGUUCCACGGGCUAUUGAGGUGUCUGAUCAUGACUACGAAAGGCAGAAGCAAGACAAGCUACUCCUUUUGAGUCGCCGAAUUUUAGCUCUUCCAUUGGGUCGUGGUAUGCUCACCAUUGGGAAUCUCAAGCCGGUACCUGCCGAACCUCUCCCCUUGCCCGAGCUCUGCCUAUCUGGACGAAUCCCUCCAACGAACACUACAAUGGCGUUAGAUGUUUCCGAAUGUCCCGUAGACUUGAAAGUUUGGCCGGAAUUUCACAAUGGAGUCGCUGCUGGUCUGCGACUACCUUUGCAGCUCGAAGCAGGAGAAUCGGUAUCCAAGAUCACAAGGACAUGGAUCGUAUACAACAGACCAUCAAAUAACAAUCAGGCUGAUUCUCAAAACAAUUCAAAUGCCACCGAGAACAACUCCCAAAACCAGAAUCAUGCUCACGGGGGUCUCCUCAUGGCACUCGGAAUGAGAGGCCAUUUGACAGCUCUUGAGAUGACUGAUAUUUUCGACUAUCUUACUCAUGGCUCCGUUACUACUACGGUGGGUUGUUUGUUAGGCAUGGCGGCAAAGUAAGUUCUUCAUUGUUCUCUAUUUCUUAUCACUUUCUCCCUUCGGCAUAUGGACCUUACCUUCACUUUGUGAUGUUUAGCAUGAGAGGCUCGUGUGAUAUCUCUGUUUCGAAGAUGCUUUGCCUCCAUAUUCCUUCUCUGAUACCCCAGCACUUUAGCACAAUUGAUGUUGCAAGCACCGUCCAAGCAGCUGCGGUUGCUGGGGCUGGUCUUUUGUACGAAGGAUCAUCUCAUCGCAUGAUGACAGAGUUCCUUCUGAAUGAAAUCGGAAAGAGACCUUCAAAUGAUGGGAAUGUACUUGACCGCGAGGCAUAUACUUUGGCGUGUGGAAUCGCUCUGGGAAUGGUGAAUCUGUGCAAGGGAACCGAGAACAGCGUAGACAAUGGGGUAGGUCUUGCGGAUCUUAAAAUCGAAGAAAGACUGUAUCGUUACGUUGUAGGGGGUAUCGAUGAUGCUGAAAUACGGCGACGUUAUGAGGAAACUGACCGUUUGAGUAUGCCAUCGGCAUCUUCGUCAAGUAACAGUGACAAAUGCUCCUGUAUCUAUGAAGGAGACUCAAUUAACAUUGACGUUACGGCUCCAGGGGCUACACUUGCACUUGGGCUAAUGUACAUGAAGAGUGGUAAUGAAACGAUUGCAUCCGCUAUCGCCUUGCCACAAACACACUUUCUCCUGGAAUACGUCAGACCAGACUUUUUGAUGUUUCGCGUCAUAUCUCGUGCGUUGAUCCUAUGGGAUGAUGUGCAACCAACGAACGAGUGGAUCAUAGCUCAGGUUCCCCGAGCUGCAUACAACGCUUAUAGAGAAAUGAAAGAUCUAGCUGAAAGACUUCAGUGUGGGGGUGUUGAUGCUGCGGCUGGGAACGACGAACCAGAGUAUGACCGUCAGGCAGUGCGUUUCAUAUAUACUCAUGUAAUUGCAGCGGCUUGUUUCUCCAUCGGUUUACGCUUUGCGGGUACGGGAAAUACAGAUGCUGCUUCUUUAAUCUUCGAAAGAGUGAUGGAGCUUCGGGAGCUUAGAGAUGCAUUGGACCCUGCUUCUACAGCGCUGCGUCCUCCUACUCCUGUAAUCGAAAUGUGUCUCGGUUGCGCAGCAAUAUCGCUUUCUAUGGUAUUGGCAGGGACUGGAAAUUUGGAUGCUCUGCGACUUUUCAAAAUUCUAAGAUGGCCUUGCACUGACGACAUAUAUCAUGGAAGUCACCAAGCUUUUGGAACUGCUAUAGGCUUGCUUUUUCUAGGCGGUGGAACAUGCACUUUAGGGCGAGAUCCUAAAGAUAUUGCGGCACUCAUCAUGGCAUUCUAUCCAAGAUUCCCUUCGUCGACAUCUGACAAUCAAUACCAUUUGCAAGCACUUCGUAACCUCUAUGCUCUUGCGGUUAAAAAACGCGAGCUUAAGGCCAUUGAUAUUGAUACAGGGGAAUGUGUCUUCGCUCCUAUUGAGUUGCAUUUCAGAAACAAAGAGUUAGAGCCAAUGCAUUUUACUGCUCCUUGUCUACUUUUGAAUACAGAUGACGAACCCUUCGAGCUUCGUGUCGUUUCGAAGCAGCACUAUCCUCUAACAAUGUCACUUGAUUCCAAUCUCGGAAGCAAAGUUUUCUUCGUGAAACGUCGAGGCGCAUGCAUAUACGAUAAAAGCCGUCCUCAUUCUCACACAUCACUUUUGAUGCGGUCUGAUAAGCUGGAACAACGAGAUUCCUUGGAUCUGGUGGCAUCGUUCACGGAUGACCAACGAAUUCUUGCUUUUGCAAAUCAUUUUUGUGAUUUUUGCGAGCCAAAGGUACAAAAACACACCUCUAGCCCAUCGAUGGCUCAAUUUUGCAGCCGCAUCCUCCACGAAUGCUUUCUGCGUGACACCCGGCAAACGUUACCACUGUAUCUGGCUCUACGGAAUUCAAUACACAAGGUUAUUGCGGGGCGCAGUGCUCGCGUCGCACAUGUUUGGGACUUUCGACUUGUUCGCUCGUACUAUCAAAACCAUGGUCUGACUUCUAGAGAUGGAAAUUCUCGAAGAGUAUUGAAUUGUGAACUUGUUGCGUAUCUAAUUGAAAUGAUGGAGUUAGCUCUCGCAGAUGCGAAGUCCAGCAAUAAGCUACUGGCCAUCUUCUACAGCUACCCUCGAGAGUGUCGAAGUAAGAAAAACGACACAGACGACAUGGAUUUGACCUAAUCAUCAAUUCUACAAAUAUUUCUGGAAGAUGGAGAAAGCGCGAAACGAACUGAAGGACACUCAAUGACAUGUAGUGCAGUUAAUGAAAUUGAUAAAAAGUU